CGCACUUGACGUCAGCAGCCCGCGCCAGCGGAGGCGAGGACGCCCACCAUCGUGAAGAAAGGCUUAUCAUUCGCCUCGGCUCAGGGGCGCCAUGGCAGACACCUGCCAGCCGGGCAGCGGGAAGCGCAAAGGCAAGGCGCAGUAUGUGCAGGCCAAGCGGGCUCGGCGCUGCGAUGGCGGCGGGCCCCGGCAGCUGGAGCCCGGGUUACAGGGCAUCCUCAUCACCUGCAACAUGAACGAGCGCAAGUGCGUGGAGGAGGCCUAUAGCCUGCUCAACGAGUACGGCGACGACAUGUAUGGGCCUGAGAAGUUUACAGACAAGGAUCCACAGCCCUCCGGAAGUGAGGGAGAAGAUGAUGAUGUGGAGGCUGCCCUGAAGAAAGAGGUUGGCAACAUUAAGGCAUCUACGGAGAUGAGGCUAAGAAGAUUCCAGUCAGUGGAAAGUGGAGCAAAUAACGUAGUGUUCAUCAGGACACUUGGGAUAGAACCUGAGAAAUUAGUUCAUCACAUUCUCCAGGAUAUGUACAAAACCAAGAAGAAGAAGACUCGAGUCAUUUUGCGAAUGUUACCCAUCACAGGCACAUGCAAAGCUUUCUUGGAGGAUAUGAAAAAAUAUGCAGAAACAUUCUUGGAACCCUGGUUUAAAGCUCCAAACAAAGGGACAUUUCAGAUUGUAUACAAAUCUCGAAAUAAUAGUCAUGUAAACAGAGAAGAAGUUAUAAAAGAAUUGGCAGGAAUAGUGGGCAGCCUCAAUUCGGAAAAUAAAGUAGAUCUCACCAACCCACAGUACACAGUGGUAGUAGAAAUCAUCAAAGCUGUCUGUUGCCUGAGUGUUGUGAAAGAUUACAUGUUAUUCAGAAAGUACAACCUCCAGGAGGUGGUGAAGAGUCCUAAGGACCCAUCACAACUUCACCCAAAGCAAGGAAAUGGGAAAGAAGCAAAGUUGGAAUCUAAUGACAAAUUAAAUCAGAGUGACCCAGCAGAAGGGAGAAAUAACCAACAGGGGGUACCAGACAGUAGUGAAGAGAAAACAAAACCAGUGACAGAGACUCAGGUGGUACAUGAGGGAGAAACUAAACCUGAACCUGCAAGUCAAGUCACAGAUGGAUCUGAGUCAAAUGCACCUGAUGUCUCAUAGGAGGUAACUGGGUGUUACAGUUCAUUGCUGCAAUUUUUGAAGGCAAGAUGUGAGGUAGAAGAGGACCAUGCCAGGCAUAAACCCACAACACUGCUGACUGACAAGGUUAGUGAUUGAGAGUUAGUUUUUGAGUUACUUUAAUAUACUACAGAGGACACAACGAAAUUCAGUCUUUACAAUGAAAGCUACUUCUACAGGGUUUUGUAUGGAAUCAUAACCCAAGUUGUCAUAUGCCAUCAUGCUUUGUCUGUGGCACGUAACUUAGAAAUCUAGUAACUGUCCCAUUAAUUAAAAAUCACAGCCAUUUGACAAGUAAGGAUGUUGGCUGUUUUAAUGCAUUUUGGAAUAUCAAAAGUGUAAAACUUUUGUUCAAAAACUCUUAAAGGUUUAGGAAGCAAAUUAUUUAGUAACAGUACUUAUUCCAAAGAAGAAAAUUCACAUGGGCGGUGGGACUAGUAAUACUAACUUGAAAACAUCAAGAUAAGACGCAGUACAAGAGAUGGAAGACUUUGCUCUUAGUUUUUCGGGUUGACUUACUGAAGAUUUGUCACACGAUACUAAAGGUUUUGUGUCGAUAACUAGAAAGCCACAUCUUCUCUAUGAUCCCUCAACAAAUUCAGUGAGUAUUUGCCGUGCUGUAGCAUUUGCAAGAUUUGUAAAUGAUGAAAUUUUAAAAAAUUUAAGGGCUUUUUCUUCUGCUAGGAGCCAUCCUAACAAAGGCCAGUUAUACUUCAUGGUGUAGCUCCUCUGAAAACCAAGGGUCUGUCAUCUAUCCUGGUGCCCCAUCAAUGACUGGCUUCAUGGCAACUUUUGCCUUCAUUUUAAAACAAGAAAUCCUGACACAGACAUUAUAGCACACUGCUUUUUUUUUUUUUUUUUAACAGAGACGCUGAUAUCAAAACUUGGAGAUGAAAUAAAGUUAGUUCUGAAAAUGUUAGAGAAAUGGUUAACUCCAUUAAAGACCCACUUAUGCAACAAUGUUUUAAGAAAACCCAAAACCCAAACAUACAUCUGCUCCAUUGAGAAAUCUAGUGAUUUCCCAGAGGAGGGCUUCUUGCAGGGAGUUUGAGUUGAAAGCUAAACUGCAAGAGUACUUGAAAGAAAACAGUAAGACAGUAGGCUGAGCUUGCUCAGUGCUGUGAAAAUAAGAAUGGCUAUGGAAACCAGCCGAUUUAUCAGACAUUUUCACCGUGAAUACAUAAGCAAGCUUGAGAGAAAGCUUUUUCUUAAAGUGACAAGAAUUUUAGAUCUGAAAGGAAACUGAGUCUCGAAAAGUCAUGUCAGCAGUCGCCAAGGGGACUCUUGAAAGGUUUCUGCAGCAGCUUGGGCUUGAAAAUGAAAAAUACAUUAAGCUUCAAACCCACCUGGGAAAAUUAAAUAGCAUAGCCUCUCAUUUCCCAACAUGAGUGAAUGAGGAACUGAAUGAGGAACUCCUGCAAGUCUUCUGCUCAGCAUGAGACUUUGUCUCUGAAGGAAGAGAAAGAACUCAGUCCUUUAAAAAGUUAGGCAGCAGGAUAGAUGUUAAGGCUUCUUGCACAAGUGACUGUUAAUUCAAAGGCUGGUGAACAUGGGACUGUGUUUCUGUCCUAGCUAAUGGUCCUGUUAGGUAAACCAGACUAGAAGAGUUUGGAGGAGCAGAGAGAACAGGUAACACCUUGCUAAUGCAGAUGGGGAAGGACCUUCCUUACUAUCUCCAGGUAUUUACAAUGUUAACUCUUGAAGAGGAUGCAGUCCCCUUGAAAUGCUAGUAAGAGUUACUCGUAUCAUUUGCAAGAACAGGGAAGAUAGGAUUUUGGUGCCUUCGUCAGUGGCCUUGCUCCUGCCUCUGAGACACAGAUACUUUUUAUUUUGAUAGUGCAAGACAAAAGGACUCUGGGAAUAAAAUUGGCCAUGUGCCUACACAACAUACAGCUCUGUGGAACUUGGUUCCUUUGCUUUGUGAAGCUGCUAGUAUACAGAAUGAUUUUCACGUUAUUGUUUGUUUUAAUUGCCUUUUGUAUUUAUUUGUAUUUGGUGAAACCUGAGUGUGACACAAGCUGUUCUUCCCCAGCAAUAGAACGCUGCAUUCUGUUGGAGUGUGAAUUUAUUCACUCAGAGAUUGUUCUUGGCUUUGUCAGCUGUUUCUUUUCACUGACAUCUCAGUGUAUUACUUUGUAAAUUACAAGAUUCCAGGGUAGGAAUUGAGUGCUUUUUUCUGGUUGUUGUUCAGUUUUUUAUUUUAAAAGAUGAAAAGUUAACAAAACAAAAUGUUUUGGUUUAGUAUACUUGCGUUGCUCUUUGUAGGAAACAGUGUUAAACUUGGUCUUUUAAACAUGUUUUUCCAGGGCUAACCAUGAUUUUUACUUGUAUUUUGCUUUUGGUAUGGCCAAAUAUUCAGCUUGUUUUUCAUAACUCCUGGUAUUUUUAGAAAAAUCAAAAUAAAUCUGUUCCUUAAA
Messenger RNA from Oryctolagus cuniculus (rabbit), 3573 nucleotides. RefSeq names its product THUMP domain 1 NAT10 acetyltransferase adaptor (gene THUMPD1). Lineage: Eukaryota; Metazoa; Chordata; Mammalia; Lagomorpha; Leporidae. Gene Ontology annotation, molecular function: RNA binding. The record is from RefSeq and is a predicted model, not a curated record. Gene Ontology annotation, biological process: tRNA modification.